Arvicanthis niloticus (Nile rat) is the source of this 1978-nucleotide messenger RNA. The record is from RefSeq and is a predicted model, not a curated record. NCBI's taxonomy places the organism in Eukaryota, Metazoa, Chordata, Mammalia, Rodentia, Muridae.
GGGGCCAGCCCUCACUACAAAGAUGUACCCAGAAUGACAAUAGACCAGGCUGGACCAUGUUGCCUAACAACCUGCCCAGGUCAAGACCGAGCACUAGUGAACCUCUGGGACUCAUCAACCCGGUGGGCUGAAGGAGAUGAGAUCCUUAUUGAUGUAGAACCCUACCCCAGGGAGAGGCUGUGCCUGGAGGCUGCCAGUGCCCUCAGGUGGGGUGAGGUUGCUUCUAGUACCUGAAGGACUCUUGUCCCAGAAGCAUGGAUUCCUGGCAUUCUCUGACGGGACAAGAUGGGAGGUGGGGGCAGGGUAGAGGGUACAAGCCCCACCUAGGGCAGCGACCACAGCGGGAAGAGGGACAGACAGAACCAGGAGUCUAGGAAGGAAGCACCAUGCCGGCGGGGACAGCAGCUGGAGCCUGGGUGCUGGUUCUUGCUCUCUGGGGAGCUGUAGCUGGUGGUCAGAACAUCACAGCCCGGAUUGGAGAGCCACUUGUGCUAAGCUGUAAGGGGGCCCCUAAGAAGCCGCCCCAGCAGCUAGAAUGGAAACUGAACACAGGAAGGACUGAAGCUUGGAAGGUCCUCUCUCCCCAGGGAGGCCCCUGGGACAGUGUGGCUCGAAUCCUCCCCAAUGGCUCGCUCCUCCUUCCAGCUAUCGGAAUUAUGGAUGAGGGGACUUUCCGGUGUCGGGCAACUAACAGGCACGGGAAGGAGGUCAAGUCCAACUACCGAGUCCGAGUCUACCAGAUUCCUGGGAAGACAGAGAUUGUAGAUCCUGCCUCUGAACUCACAGCCAGUGUCCCUAAUAAGGUAGUAGAAAAACAAGAAAAUAGAGAGGGUCCUUUGAAUGCACAUGUGUGCCUGUGUUGCCUUCCACAGAGUCAGAGGGUGAGGUCUCCAUUCUUUCUCCAGGUGGGGACCUGUGUGUCUGAGGGAAGCUACCCUGCAGGGUCCCUUAGCUGGCACUUGGAUGGGAAACUUCUGAUUCCUGAUGGCAAAGGAACAAUUGUGAAGGAAGACACCAGGAGAGACUCUGAGACAGGACUCUUCACACUGCGGUCAGAGCUGACAGUGACCCCAGCCCCAGGAGGAGCCACCCAUCCAACCUUCUCCUGCAGCUUCAGCCUGGGCCUUCCCCGGCGCAGACCCCUGAACACAGCCCCCAUCCAGCCCCGAGUCAGGGAGCUCCUGCCUCCAGAGGGCAUUCAGCUGUUGGUUGAGCCUGAAGGUGGAACAGUUCCUCCUGGUGGGACUGUGACCCUGACCUGUGCCAUCUCUGCUCAGCCCCCUCCUCAGAUCCACUGGAUAAAAGAUGGCGCACCCCUGCCCCUUGCCCUCAGCCCUGUGCUGCUCCUCCCUGAGGUAGAGCAUGAGGAUGAGGGCAUUUACAGCUGUGUGGCCACCCACCCUAGCCAUGGACGUCAGGAAAGCCCUCCUGUCAGCAUCAGGGUCACAGAAACUUCCAGCAAUGAGGGGCCAGCUGCAGGCUCUGUGGGUGGGUCUGGGCUGGGACCGCUAGCCCUGGCCUUGGGGAUCCUGGGAGGCCUGGGAAUAGCCGCCCUGCUCAUUGGGGCCAUCCUGUGGCGAAAACGACAAGCUGGACGUGAGGAGAGGAAGUCCCCAGAAAGCCAGGAGGACGAGGAGGAACGCGCAGAGCUCAAUCAGUCGGAGGAAGCCGAGAUGCCAGAGAACGGUGCAGGGGGACCUUAAGAGCACCCAGACCAACCUGUCUCGCUCCUUUGACUUGCCCUUCAGUUGUGCUGGCCCCGGACCAGCUCCCCCGUGUAGGAUCCCAAUUUGACCUUGAGGCACUUUCUUCUCUAACCAGAGCCCACAUGGUCCAUGCUGAGUAAACACCUGACACAUGUUGCCGACUUGUGGUCUGUGGAUGGGAGAGAGGCAUCCCUGGGGACUUUGCAGGGGAGGGCCCUCCAUGCCUCACACCACCGUACCAAUGUCUACCCAGGCAGGGCAGAGCACACUGU